Messenger RNA from Sclerotinia sclerotiorum 1980 UF-70, 498 nucleotides. RefSeq lists its product as hypothetical. The transcript is spliced from 4 exons. The record is from RefSeq and is a predicted model, not a curated record. The coding region runs from base 1 to 498 and encodes 165 amino acids. NCBI's taxonomy places the organism in Eukaryota, Fungi, Ascomycota, Leotiomycetes, Helotiales, Sclerotiniaceae.
AUGUCUCUCACACUCUACGACAUCUCAGUCCCCCUCUUCAUCAAAAACCUCAAGUCAUUAUCAAAAUUCCUUGCAAAAGGACAAGCACAUUUUGAGAAAGAUGAAUCGAAAAUCGUUCAUGCGAGAUUGGUCGAAGAUAUGGGAGAUUUGAUCUUCCAGAUCCAUCGUAUCUCUGAUUCAGCCAAGGGAUUGGCUGUGAGGGUUGGUGGUGCCGAGGAUGUUGUCUUUGAGAAUAACGAGACGGACUUUGCAGGUAUCUACACACGCAUCAACCGCGUAACUGAGAUUCUUGAAUCCCUUCCCUCCACCUGUACAGAUGGCAAGGACGACACAGAAGUAGUGAUGAAGGUCGGACCCAACGAACUAAAAUUCACCGCCAAGCAAUUUGUUCUGGAUUUCGCCAUUCCUAACUUUUUCUUCCAUGUCGUUACUGCUUAUAAUAUUUUGAGAAAGGAAGGUGUACCCGUCGGAAAGGGAGAUUUCCUCGGAAGAACUUAA